AUGACGCUUGAGGGGCGGGAGGCAGCUGGCCCGCCACGAGCGACCCUGCUGCCCACAGCCAACGGCAGUGGGCCAAGCCAGGAGUUGGAAGGCCAUUGGCCAGAAAUCCCAGAGCGGUCCCCGUGUGUGGCUGGUGUCAUCCCUGUCAUCUACUACAGCAUCCUGCUGGGCCUGGGGCUGCCUGUCAACCUCCUGACCACAGUGGCCUUGACCCGGCUGGCCACCAGGACCAGGAAGCCCUCCUACUAUUACCUUCUGGCUCUCACGGCCUCGGAUAUCGUCACCCAGGUGGUCAUCGUGUUCGUGGGUUUCCUCCUCCAGGGGGCCGUGCUGGCCCGGCAGGUGCCCCAGGCUGUGGUGCGCUCGGCUAACAUCCUGGAGUUUGCCGCCAACCAUGCCUCAGUCUGGAUUGCUGUCCUGCUCACGGUGGACCGCUACAGCGCCCUGUGCCACCCGCUGCAUCACCGGGCCACCUCGUCCCCAGGCCGGACCCGCCGGGCCAUCGCCACUGUCCUCGGUGCCGCCCUGCUGACGGGCAUCCCCUUCUACUGGUGGCUGGAUGUGUGGAGGGACGCGGAACCCCCCAGCAUGCUGGACGAGGUCCUCAAGUGGGCUCACUGCCUCACGGUCUAUUUUAUCCCUUGUGGCGUCUUCCUGGUCACCAACUCGGCCAUCGUCUGCCGGCUGCGGAGGAAGAGCCAGAGUGGUCUGCGGCCCCAUGUGGGCAAGAGUACAGCCAUCCUCCUGGGUGUCACCACCCUCUUCGCCCUCCUUUGGGCACCCCGGAUCUUUGUCAUGCUCUACCACCUGUAUGUGGCCCCUGUCCACCGCGACUGGAGGGUCCACCUGGCCUUGGACGUGGCCAACAUGGCCGCCAUGCUCAACACGGCAGUCAACUUUGGCCUCUACUGCUUUGUCAGCAAGACUUUCCGGGCCACCAUCCGAGAGGUCGUCCACGAUGCCCACCUGCCCUGCACGCUGGGGUCACGGCCAGAGGGCACGGUGGUGGACCCUGCACUAAAGCCUCCAGGACUUCCCAAAGGGGCAGAACGGUAGAGGCAGGGCCCAGCCAGGG
Odobenus rosmarus divergens (Pacific walrus) is the source of this 1075-nucleotide messenger RNA. RefSeq names its product G protein-coupled receptor 142 (gene GPR142). The record is from RefSeq and is a predicted model, not a curated record. The transcript is spliced from 3 exons. Gene Ontology annotation, molecular function: G protein-coupled receptor activity. Bases 1 to 1056 code for a protein of 351 amino acids. NCBI's taxonomy places the organism in Eukaryota, Metazoa, Chordata, Mammalia, Carnivora, Odobenidae. Gene Ontology annotation, cellular component: membrane. Gene Ontology annotation, biological process: G protein-coupled receptor signaling pathway.